AAGGUGAGAUUUUAAUCUUUUCUUGUGUUUCUUUACAUCCCUAUGCAGAUACAUACAGUUGCUGUUGGAGCCGCUAUAGGCCAGGCAUGCCUCUUACUUGCUGCUGGAAGCAAGGGCAAAAGGUUUAUGAUGCCACAUGCAAAAGCAAUGAUUCAACAACCUCGAGUCCCGUCUUCUGGGUUGAUGCCAGCCAGUGAUGUUCUCAUACGUGCAAAGGAGGUUAUAAUAAAUAGAGACAUUCUGGUUGAACUUCUGUCCAAGCACACCGGAAAUUCCUUGGAGACUGUAGCUGACGUGAUGAGGAGACCAUUUUAUAUGGAUUCAACGAGAGCUAAAGAAUUUGGAGUCAUUGAUAAGAUACUUUGGCGUGGUCAGGAAAAGAUAAUGGCAGAUGCCGCCCCGCCGGAGGAUUGGGACAAGAAUGCUGGGAUUAAAGCCCUUGAUGCAAUUUAAGUUUCUUCUAGAAGGAUUAUGCGGUAAAUUUUUUCCAUUGUAAUGCGAAAUUGAUUUGUUAAUUAAGAGGAAAAAUUAGAUUGGUAAAUUUCUUACAUUCACUCCCUUCUAAAAUAGCCCCAGUUACUAAACAGCAGGACAAAGUUUUAUUUUUGAGUGUAGAAGAAGGUUCUUGUAAGAAAAAUUUGAGUGAAGCCACUGUUCUUUUUUACUCACUACAUUGGUCCUUAAGAAAUUUCCUCAAUUAUUAGAAAAAUGAAGAAUGCAACAAAUGGAAGGAUAUUACGAUCUAA
Molecule: messenger RNA, 746 nt
Organism: Olea europaea var. sylvestris
Lineage: Eukaryota; Viridiplantae; Streptophyta; Magnoliopsida; Lamiales; Oleaceae
Product: ATP-dependent Clp protease proteolytic subunit-related protein 3, chloroplastic-like
Exons: 5
Coding region: 43-453 (136 amino acids)
Biological process (GO): protein quality control for misfolded or incompletely synthesized proteins
Cellular component (GO): endopeptidase Clp complex
Molecular function (GO): ATPase binding; serine-type endopeptidase activity; ATP-dependent peptidase activity
Source: RefSeq, a predicted model, not a curated record